Penicillium crustosum is the source of this 1278-nucleotide messenger RNA. RefSeq lists its product as uncharacterized. The transcript is spliced from 3 exons. Bases 1 to 1278 code for a protein of 425 amino acids. NCBI's taxonomy places the organism in Eukaryota, Fungi, Ascomycota, Eurotiomycetes, Eurotiales, Aspergillaceae. The record is from RefSeq and is a predicted model, not a curated record.
AUGGUUUCCACUGCUCGUAGGAUAGUCCAGCCGACAGUUGAAGAUGCUCCCGAUGAGGACGAAUUUGCUGCUGUCAAUCCAAUUGGCUCUGACGACAUUAAUUCGAGUGAACGAUACUCAUUGGAACCACAGCAACGAGCCGACUAUGCUCCUAUUGACUUGGCCAUUGGUGAUUCUAUGAGGUUUUUGAGUGAAGACGAGAAUCCGGUCGACUUUACCUCGAAUCCCCAAGGUGGAAUUUCCACAUCUAUUUUUCCUUCGCUUAAUAAUAAUGGCCUGUCUGCGCUGCCCAAGAAGCUUUCAGAUGCGUCUCACUUGCCCUUGUCAAUUGGGGGGUUUCAGGCAAGCUCCAAGCGGAAGCUUUCCCUUGCUGUUGAAUCUCAAUCAGACCAAUCCUCCAGGAACCUCAGGCCCCGCCUUGCCCCAGAACAAUCAGAGGAGCCUGAGCAACCAGAGGAGCCUGAGCAACCAAAUGUAGCAGUUGAAGAUCGUGAACCGAAUGAACCUGAUAUUCUAGAAUCGGUUUAUUCCCGACUAACUUUGCAACAGCUAACGGAAGUCCAGCGCACUUGCGAACGCCUUCAUUCACACAACCUCGCUGCCUUUGUAGAAAAGUACUCCUGUACCUGGAAGGUCUCUGGUUUCUGGAGCGGCCCUUCCUGGAAUGACUCAAGCUCCUCGAAUUCCGCCCAAAAGCCCAAUCGUGCCAGUCUUAUGACCUAUUUAAUGCGCCUGCACAAUGAGAAUGACAUGCAUGAUGUAAAGCUACGUGUUGCUCGAUGUUCUCUGUUUCUGUUUUUUGUCAGAGAAAUCGAGUGUGAACGUCAACGGGGCACAGCAGAGACUGCUCUGAAAAGGAAUGUCGUCAGCACGCUUUGCAACUCGAGAGGCUUGACACCAGUCGAGAAAAGAAAACUCCACAAAUCUUUCCACAAUGAAAAGAAAAUCGGUGAGUAUUGGUGGUGGUGUGUGUACUACUUCGGCCCCAGUUUUCUUAUUCGGUGCAGCAAAGAAGCAGGCAAAAAAAUAAACAAUUCCCGUUUCCCGCUGGAUGCUAUGAUUGCAUACGCCCUGCAUGGGAACCCUCCUGCCGCAAAGUCUUAUCCCGCCCUUGAUGAGGCCGUGGUCCAUUUGCUGAUCACAGGCAAGUUUUCCGACAAGUUCUCACUACAAGACGUCCAAAAGUGGGGGAAACCCCCGCCACAGAAUCUAUUGCGCUUAAGGCAUGGCGACCUUUUAGUGCUGAAGCGGUCACUGAGGAGGCUCUCGCGAGCCUAA